This is a messenger RNA of Drosophila guanche, 2204 nucleotides long. Its product is annotated as AF4/FMR2 family member lilli. NCBI's taxonomy places the organism in Eukaryota, Metazoa, Arthropoda, Insecta, Diptera, Drosophilidae. The coding region runs from base 586 to 1911 and encodes 441 amino acids. The transcript is spliced from 2 exons. The record is from RefSeq and is a predicted model, not a curated record.
UUUGUGUUUGUGAAGGCCACAACGAAAGGCGAAGCGAAGCGGAGAUCGUGAUCAUGGCGAAGCCAUAAUGAAGCUGCAGCCAGAUGGAGGCGCGUGCCAGCCACAAUCUAAUUCCCUGUACUGGUUGUUGUCAUGGAAAAUGACUUUGAACUUUAUUGUUUUGCUGCCAGUGCCAGUGCCAAGUGCUCAUGGUCUAGCCGGUUUCUGUUGCGAUUUGGGUAUAACAUUUUCCUGUUGGAUUUUGUGCGAUUUGAAUUGAUCGCGUAACUUAAUUCAUAAAUGCAGAAAAAGGAGAGAGAGAGGCAGAGAGCGAGAGAAAUGGCAGGUCAACAAAUGGCAGACACUCACUUUUUGGCCAGCACCAGCGACCGUCCGCCGUCUAUCAACCGCUGAAGCUGCAGCUGAACCCAAAGUUGGAGCUGGAGCUGCUGCUUGUGUAAUGGGAAAACACUAUCCAGGCCGUUUGUCCUACUCCGAGGCCAUAUAAAAACGCGCCACCCGACCAAACGGAGGCACAUUGCCAGCGCUGCAGUCGAGCAGUCAUCAAGGCUGCAUUCCCAGCAAAAGGUUCCAGAGCCCAGAGAAAUGGCGAACGUUAAUUUGCAGAUGCCGCUCAUUGCAGCCGCCACAACCAUAUUGACGAUUGUCGGUGCAACGACCAUGGCCAGGAAUCCGCCACCUUCCGCCAUGGGUGCGGCAGUGCAUGGUGGCAGCUAUGGGAACAAUGUGGCCUCGUUGUACGACAACCGAUGGCUGCCCAUGAAGCAGCUUCAGUCGCGGCAGCAUCAUGGAAAUCAUGAAAGCUACGGCACAGGGGAGCGUCGCAUACACCAUGGAGGGUCGUCGUCGUCUGGACUGACUGCAGUGCUUAAUGGACUCACCAGUCUAUCGGGCCUGGGUCACAUUAGCAACGGGUACGGCUCAGUGGCUCCCGCCCACACGGAGGCCCUGGCACUUGGGUCGUCCAAGCAGGAGAUACCGAUUUACGAGGAACACAAUGAGGAAGCCGCCGUGGCGGCUGUGGCAGCAACGGCCAACGACUAUGGCAGCAGUCUGGAAAACAAUCAGCAGCAGCAUCAGUCUCCCGCUUACAAUUAUCCUUCUGCAUCGCACAAUGGCGGAUUCCUGCCCGCGUACGGCUACGGUUUCGGCGGCUCAGAGCAGGGCUAUGGAUCAUGGGCAUUAUCAGCGCCUGAGGAACAGCAGCAACACCAGCAGCAGCAUGAACAGCAGCCGUAUGCCUACGAGAAAAUUUCAAUGGGAAACUUCCUACCACAUUAUGAGCAGAAUUCUGGCUAUGAUGAGCCGCAGCGGCAGCAGGAGCAGCUCUACCAGCAGCUGAAGCAGCAGCAGCAGCAGGAGCAGCAGCAUUCCUCCUACUUUAGUCCCCACGGAGAGACAUCCGCCUCUGGCUCUGCAUCGUCAUCAUCCGCAUCGAGCGGUUCUGGCGAUGACUAUGAAGAGCAUCAAGGAGAUGGCCCGGAGCAGAGCUCCAACUACUUGUCCGAGUCGUCAAGUGGUCAUAGCGGCCAGGGGGGACAGGGGGCGCAUCACUCCCAUCAUGUGGAUAUCAUCAACUAUGUGCCGGUGAAGCAUGUGAAGAAGCAGCACGUGCCAGUGGAGAAGCCCGUCAAGAUACCCAUUUCCCAUGCAGUCAUCAUACCCGUACGCAAGCCUGUGCCCAUCCACAUACCGAUCACCAAAACAAUUCAGGUGCCCUACGAGAAGGAGCUGAAGGUGCCCGUGGAGCGUGUGGUGCCGGUGCCCGUGGAGAAGCACAUACCCAUACCCGUGGAGAAGCAUGUGCCCUACCAGGUGAUUAAGUACGUUCCCAUCAAGGUGCCCAAGCCAUUCCCCGUGAAGGUGCCCGUCUUCAAGACAGUCCUGCACAAGGUCAAGAGCUGGUGGUAGGAUCUAGUACGUAUCGCUAUGAAUCUCAACUCUCAUUUGGAUUCAGCGCACAAGUUUACUUUGUUAUAAUUAUAAGCACAUUAUGCACCCCCAUUCCCGUUCCUCGUCAACCAAAGCGAACAUCGUAAUGCAAUUUUCAGCACUGCGCAGCGCAGCACAGCACAGCAUUUCGUUUUUCCAUUUUCAAUGCCGUUUUGAGUUUUGAAAUUCAUUUAAUCCUCGUGAUGUACAACAAUUUUGUGACUCAUUUAACAUUACAACAAUUUGCAUUCAAAUACAAACACGAACGGAAA